Molecule: messenger RNA, 3099 nt
Organism: Falco peregrinus (peregrine falcon)
Lineage: Eukaryota; Metazoa; Chordata; Aves; Falconiformes; Falconidae
Gene: RSPH14
Product: radial spoke head 14 homolog
Exons: 6
Coding region: 1-1023 (340 amino acids)
Molecular function (GO): protein binding
Source: RefSeq, a predicted model, not a curated record
AUGGCACAUGCUCGUAUCUCAGGCAACUUCCCCCCCGAUAUAGAUCCCACAAAAGCUCCUCUUGCUUUUGGAAGGAGGGCCCUUCCCAAGCUGAAUGAAGAGUUAUGUUCUCCUGAGCUGCUAACUCAGCAGCAGGCACUGAUGACGCUCUGUGAUCUGGUCCAUGACCCAGAAAAUGUCUACCAGGUGACAGAAGUAGGAUUCUUGGAUAACCUGAAGACUUUGUUGUUACAUCAUGACAGCACUGUCCGACAAAAAACAACACAAAUCCUCUAUAUCAUGGCUAUGCAUAAUGUUGGCAGGCAAGGGCUGAUACAAAAUGGAGUGAUUUCUGCCAUCACUGACCUCUUGGAUGAUCCAGUAGAUAUCUGUCGGAAGAACAUUCACCAGAUUUUUGAAAUUAUGGCAAAAUUGCCUGAAGGGGCUGUUGGCAUACUACAUGCCGGUUUGAUUCCCUUACUUGUAUUCAAACUGAAGACUGAGUCUGAUGAAAUCCAGGAGCUAAUCCUUGAUACACUCUCCAACUGUCUGCAUGUGGAGGCUUCUGAAGCUCUGGCAACUAGUGCCAUCACUAUCCUGAAGGAAAAGCUCACACACUCAUCAGCAGCCAUCAGAAGCAAAGCAGCUUGCGUCCUGUCAGAAAUUAGUACUCAUCCAGAGGGAAAAAGCGUGGUAUGCGAAGAGAUUAUUCCUGUGCUGGUGAGCCUGCUGGAAGAUACAGAUCCUGAAGUCCAAGCUAGUGCAACAGGAGCACUGAUGUUCGCUACUGUUAAACCUGCGGGGAGAUUCUCAGCCCUAGGUGCUGAAGCCAUUCCACCUUUACUGAAGUUGGUUGCUGAGGAAACCAGCAAAGCCCGUCUGAGUGCAAUCAAAACCCUCACCAUGCUGGCUGAGCUACCAGAGGGCCGCAAGACACUGCUAGAUCAUACAGAUACAUUUCAGCAGUGUCUGAAUGAUCCCUGUGAGGCAGUAAAAAGAGCUGCCAAAAUUGCCAUCAGUGUCAUCAAAUGGAAACCUUUCUGAAGACAGUGACGUUUCGUAGAGAUCUAUUGCCCUCUGUUGUUGUCUGGCUGUAAAAGUUGCAUGAUUAUAUGAGACCUUCAAAAACAACUCUCUUCCUCGGUUACUCUGGAUCAGUUCCUUCUGAGAAGUCAUUUGUCAACGGUUUCACAUCUAUACUACAGGUCACGAGCAGAAUAAUGGGGAAAAAGAGAAGUUAGGAAGUCUAGAAUUUUCCACUAGGAGUUAUUUUCUGAGUUACCAAGAUUUUCCUGUGAUACAAGAAACCAAUGCUUUUUGUUUUCUUCAUCACGUUCUCUUCUUUUCCUUUUUUUAAACCUUAGCCUGUCAAACAUUAAUUAAUAAUUAUAUUAGAAAGAAAGGUUCAUAAUUAACCUCUUCAGCAGUCUUGUCUAUGCUGAGUUUUGCUGCAAACAUUAGUCGAACAUGGAAUUAGAACCAUUUAGAGCAUCAUCACAGAAAAAGCAACAGCGAUGCCAUAGAAGGGUUUCCCCAAGAAAAUUAUGAGCUUUUCCCAGCCUAAAAUACAACCAAGUACUUAGCAGCACCCUUCUAACAUACGGAGUUGCUGACCAGACUUGCCAGCAGCGAAUCUAGUGAAGAGGGACCCUGCUGCCCUGGGCUAAGAGCACCCCAGCCUAACCCUGUCCCUGUGACGAGAUUUAUCCAUGUGAUACUCCAAUAUCCCCAGCUAAUGAUUUCUCAAAGUAAGUUUUAGUACCGGCGCUCGCUUUACUCGGCAGCCCCUUCCGAGCACUGCUGCUGCUGUAUGUGUCAGCAGCCUCACCCUCGGCCUUAGCUGCCGUGAUGGCUCCUGUAGUAUUAAGCUGGUGAGGAUCUCAACAAGCAGGUUUUUCUCCUUCUGUGUGCUUGGAUCCAGGCUCAGGGCUGCCAUGUGCAGUUGUCCAAGCUUAGGGUAAAAGGAAAAUAAGUCAGAAAGACUUUACCAGGGAAGCCCUUGGUAAGGCUCUGCUAGGGACCAACCCUGCUGCCUCUAAGAGAAGAGGGAUCUGACCCCUCUCUGAAAUUGGUUAUGGUACGGAACAAAAGUGCCUCUGUGUUUGUGCUAGUACUUGGUAUUUUGUAGUGUUGUACAGCUGUAAUUUAUCCUUUGAGUAUAAAAACUAACAAAUAUAACAGAAGUGGAAGUGUUGUGCCAGAACUGAAGAGUUUUGCCAUUGUAGCUCACUUUUGGGGGAGAAUGAGGGGGCGGGAGGAAAGCUGACCCUAAUGUUACAGUCCUGUCCAACAGGAGUUGGACAAGGCAGUCUCCCAGAGGUCCCUUUCCAGCCUCGCGUAUUCUAUGAUUAACAGCUGUCUAAACAAAGAGAUGAGGAGAGAACAGAGAACUGAAAAUGCCAAUUCCCUAUUUUGGAAAAAUGUGGUGGUUUGCAUUUUUUUCUUUAAAAAGCUCAACAGUUUUUGUUUUUUUUAAAAAGAAACUUUUACUUCAUAGAGUUGAGAAUAACAGAGACAGUUCAAGCUGUUUGUAGAAGCCAACCUAUCCAAUGAGAUAUAAAUUGCCUGAAAGAAAGAAGGUAGUUGCUGUGUUUAGAGCUGAUGGGUAGUUGAAGUGACGGGAAGUUCAGCAGUGUUUUACUCAUGGUGUAGUCAAGGCAGGUCACUACAGAGAUGUUGCAAAUUUCUCUGCCUGCAGUUGCAAAUGUGCAAUUUAAGAGACAUAAGCAGAAGGCCCAGGCAAAGAAAUAAAAGCAAGCUAGCAGGACAACUCCUGGCCAUUCUCAGUGACCAAGAAAGGCGUGAUAGUGCAGCUGGCUCAGCUUCACAGAGAGUCCUAUUUGUUUUCACUCAGGCUUGGCUCUCACGUGGUAUUUUUCUAUCUAGAAGUUACCAAGUUGUAGCUACAAAGAAGCUGCAUCAUCUGUAUAAAGGGGUUAUUUGUCAGGGCUGCAUUUCUAUUGUGGAAACCCACUGUCACACUGCAAACCUACCCUUAUACAAAGGGUAAACUUGUCCUGUAGGAGUGAUCAAGGAUAAAAUAUUUCUCUUCCAUAACCUAACCAAAAGGCGAAUUUCCUCUCCUGUAAAGAUAGGAUUUGAAGUAUUGAGUCACUUGGA